AAGGGCCUUGAAACUGCUCUGUAGGGCAACGGCAGCGUUCUCUAGGAGGGUCUUCAAAAUGAGCUAAGAAGAUGGGCAUAGAGGACGGAUUUCACACAGACCAGAACAGGCCAUGCAGGGAAGUUUUUAAAUCUCUUUCAGAAAUAUUUCUUUGGGGGUAGACAAUCAUGUCACUAGAAGCAGGUAGCCUAGGUAGCACCUAGGACACCCUUCCGAGAUGCGUUUGUUCAUUUGUUGCACAUUUUCUGCCAAAGAAGUGAGACUACAAAAGGUUAAAUUUCUCAUCUAAGAUUAAUUCCGCCAUCUCUGUGAAAUGGAGGAAGCAGAAUAUCAUUAGGCCCUCUAAUCUCAUUUCUCUCGUGCUGUCUUCCUUGGAGCCUAUCAAAUAGUGUCCUGGCAGAGAAUCAGCUCUGUGGAUGCGAUGCAUCAGGGUCAGUCUCUUUCUGAAACGGGAAAGAGGGCUGCCGUUUAGAAAAUGUAACCUACCUUUUAAGGCAGGAUGAAAAGCUCUGUCUCGGAAGACCUAGGCUGUAGACGUGGGGAUUUCAGUAGGAAGCAUUAUGGAUCUGUGGAGCUGCUUAUUUCCAGCGAUGCCGAUGGAGCCAUCCAAAGGGCUGGAAGGUUCAGAGUGGAGAAUGGCUCUUCAGAUGAGAACGCAACUGCCCUGCCAGGUACGUGGCGAAGAACAGAUGUGCACUUAGAGAACCCAGAAUACCACACCAGAUGGUACUUCAAGUAUUUUUUAGGACAAGUCCAUCAGAAUUACAUUGGAAACGAUGCAGAGAAGAGCCCCUUCUUCUUGUCUGUGACCCUUUCUGACCAAAACAAUCAGCGUGUCCCUCAAUAUCGUGCAAUUCUUUGGAGGAAAACAGGUACCCAGAAAAUAUGCCUUCCCUACAGCCCCACCAAAACUCUCUCUGUGAAGUCCAUCUUAAGUGCCAUGAAUCUGGACAAAUUCGAGAAAGGCCCCAGGGAAAUUUUUCAUCCUGAGAUACAAAAGGACUUGCUGGUUCUUGAAGAGCAAGAGGGCUCUGUGAAUUUCAAGUUUGGGGUUCUUUUUGCCAAAGACGGGCAGCUCACUGAUGAUGAGAUGUUCAGCAACGAAAUCGGAAGUGACGCUUUUCAAAAAUUUUUAAACCUCCUGGGUGACACAAUCACUCUAAAGGGCUGGACCGGCUACCGCGGCGGUCUGGACACCAAAAAUGACACCACAGGGACACAUUCAGUUUAUACUGUGUACCAAGGGCACGAGAUCAUGUUUCAUGUGUCCACCAUGUUGCCGUACUCCAAAGAGAACAAACAGCAGGUGGAAAGGAAGCGCCACAUCGGAAACGAUAUCGUCACCAUCGUGUUCCAGGAAGGAGAAGAGCCUUCUCCCGCCUUUAAGCCUUCCAUGAUCCGUUCCCAUUUUACGCAUAUUUUUGCCUUAGUGAGGUAUGACCAACAAAAUGACAAUUACAGGCUGAAAAUCUUUUCAGAAGAGAGUGUGCCGCUCUUUGGCCCGCCCUUGCCACCCCCGCCGGUGUUCACAGACCACCAGGAAUUCAGGGACUUUUUGCUAGUGAAGCUAAUUAAUGGCGAAAAAGCCACUUUGGAAACCCCAACAUUUGCCCAGAAACGCCGACGUACUCUGGAUAUGUUGAUUCGAUCUUUAUACCAGGAUUUGAUGCCAGAUCUGUAUAAGAACAUGCUUAAUAGACGAUCUUUUAGCGACGUCUUGCCAGAAUCACCCAAGUCGGCGCGGAAGAAAGAGGAGGCCCGCCAGGCAGAGUUUGUUAGAAUAGGGCAGGCGCUGAAACUAAAGUCCAUUGUGAGAGGGGACGCUCCGUCCAGCUUGGUGACUUCGGGGAUCUGUAAAAAAGAGCCUUGGGAGCCCCAGUGUUUCUGCAGUAAUUUCCCUCACGAAGCCGUGUGUGCAGAUCCCUGGGGCCCGGCCUUGCUGGUCUCCACUGAUGCUGGCGUCUUGCUAGUGGAUGAUGACCUUCCAUCCGUGCCUGUGUUCGACAGAACCCUGCCAGUGAAGCAGAUGCACGUGCUCGAGACCUUGGACCUUCUGAUUCUCAGAGCAGACAAAGGAAAAGACGCCCGCGUCUUUGUCUUCAGGCUGAGCGCCGUGCAAAGGGGCAUUGAGGGUAAGCAGGCCGUGAGGAGCCGGUGCGACUGCAGGGACAACAAGCUGGAGAAGACAAAAGGCUGCCACCUGUAUGCCGUUAACACUCACCACAGCAGAGAGCUGAGGAUCGUUGUUGCCAUUCGGAAUAAACUGCUCCUGAUCACGAGGAAACACAGCAAGCUUCAAGCGGGGGCCAGCAUCUCGCUGUUGUCCCCGCUGUCCGAGUCACCUGUAGAAGAAUUCCAGUACAUCAGGGAGAUCUGUCUGUCUGACGCCCCCGUGGUGAUGACCUUAGUAGAUGGGCCAACAGAAGAGAGUGACAAUCUCAUCUGCGUGGCUUACCGACACCAGUUUGAUGUGGUGAACGAGAGCACCGGGGAGGCCUUCCGGCUACACCACGUGGAGGCCAACAGGGUUAAUUUCGUUGCAGCUAUUGAUGUGUACGAAGAUGGAGAAGCCGGUCUGCUCUUGUGUUACAACUACAGUUGCAUCUAUAAAAAAGUCUGUCCAUUUAAUGGGGGCUCUUUUUUGGUUCAACCCUCUGCGUCAGACUUCCAGUUCUGUUGGAACCAGGCUCCUUAUGCAAUUGUCUGUGCUUUCCCGUACCUCCUGGCCUUCACCCCCGACUCCAUGGAGAUCCGCCUGGUGGUGAACGGGAACCUGGUCCACACAGCAGUCGUGCCUCAGCUGCAGCUCGUGGCCUCCAGGUCGGAUAUAUACUUCACAGCCACUGCGGCCGAGACUGAGGCCUCAUCUGGAGGCAGCUCCAAGGGGGCCAGUGCCCACAAUUCUCCUCAGACACCCCCAGGCCGAGAGACCCCAGUGCUUCCUUCUUCCCUGGGGGAAGGUGAAAUUCAGUCCAAAAGCCUGUACAAGAUUCCACUCAGAAACCUUGUCGGCAGAAGCAUUGAGCGACCUCUGAAAUCACCCUUAGUCUCCAAGGUCAUCACCCCGCCCACCUCCAUCGGCGUUGGCAUCGCUGCCAUUCCGGUCACUCACUCCUUGUCUCUGUCCCGAAUGGAGAUUAAAGAAAUAGCAAGCAGGACCCGCAGGGAGCUGCUGGGGCUCUCCGAUGAAGGUGGACCCAGGUCAGAAGGAGCACCAAAGCCCAAAUCAAAAGUCCGGAAGCAGUCAGAAGAAAACCAAGGAGGCCCCAAGCCAGGGACAGUGAGAUCAACUAGCAGCGACAGGAUCACAUCGGGCUCCUUGGAAAGUCCUUCUACUUCCGAAGCCAAUCCCGAGGGGCAUUACCAUUCGACAAGCUCCGACCAGGACCCUGGGGCAGACAGAGAAGGCAGCCCAGUCUGGGCCGGCAGCCCCUUUCAGCUCACAGCCUCCUCAGAUGAAGACAUUAUUGACUUGAAGUAAACAGAGUCCGAAUAGAGUUUGCCACCUUUAAUUUUCUUAUGGAGGUUUAUACUCUUUAAUCAGUUCUGACAUCAUUUCUCAACAAAAUGUGGCUUUUAGCCUGUCUGCGAACUAUUGGACCAAACCUUCAGCACCCUUGGCCAAUUUGGGUCACUCUCCAGUGUCCAGUGCCAUCUUUCUCGACCUUUGUUUCUUUCUGUUCAGGAACCAUCAGUCCCCUUGUAAUACAGGUGGUAGAUUUCAUUGAGAUUUUAGAUUGAAACUUUGAAUAAAUCAAAAAUGUUCAUUCUUAUCUUACUGCAA
Molecule: messenger RNA, 3784 nt
Organism: Hipposideros armiger (great roundleaf bat)
Lineage: Eukaryota; Metazoa; Chordata; Mammalia; Chiroptera; Hipposideridae
Gene: GARNL3
Product: GTPase activating Rap/RanGAP domain like 3
Exons: 29
Coding region: 500-3481 (993 amino acids)
Biological process (GO): regulation of small GTPase mediated signal transduction
Molecular function (GO): GTPase activator activity
Source: RefSeq, a predicted model, not a curated record